Molecule: messenger RNA, 5383 nt
Organism: Paramuricea clavata
Lineage: Eukaryota; Metazoa; Cnidaria; Anthozoa; Malacalcyonacea; Plexauridae
Source: the annotation of a GenBank genome assembly
GGGGUCAAAGACAAUAUUGAAGACAAUUUACAUCAAAGUGCAGAGGGUUUUUUUAUACUAGAAAUGAUAUUUAACUGAAGUCUCUCCGCGGAAAAAAGCAUCGAAAAGAGAAGUAUAAAGCAUAUAUUUUAGCUAUUUUUACUGAAUAUCCUAUGGAGAGCGAAACGGCGCCGAGAGAACGAAAAAUUCGACGAGGGAUCGUGAUGCUAAGUUCUUCACAAGUAGCACUUGGUGCUGUGAUUAUAGGCAUGUCAUUCACGGCGUUUGCGUCCACUUCGUCUGCCAAAAUACGCGGUUCUUCACCGUAUUGGGCUGGCUUUAUGGUAAGGUUUAGUGUGAGUAUGGUACCACUGUUUCCUGCUGUUUUUUCCACUUUACAGCCAGGACGGGAAUUUUUUGUAAACACAUCAAUUAAUGAACAAUAUUGUUUGUUACGUAAUUGUAUCAGUUAAUGAUGGGCUUAAUUAGUAGUUAUUGAUUAGUACUAAUACCAAUUAUAAACUCUAAUUAAAGCUAAUUCCCAUGUAAAGUAGUAUUCUACAGUAAGUGAUGAUGUUUGGUACAACCUAAUUGUCUAAUUAGGUAGUACAUGUGCUUUUUACCAUUAAAACAACAUUGAAGCUUUGAAUUGGCCAUAUAUUCUAUACCCCCCUCCCCCAACCACACAGUGUCUCCCCAACUCCCUCAAUGAAGGAAUUGAAAUGGCUUUAAUAUCUUUUCAUUGAAAUGGCUUUAAUAUCUUUUCAUUGAAUUGGCUUUAAUAUUUUUUUCCAGAUACUUCAAACACAAACCUUUGCAGCUUACCAAAUAAACCUAAUAUAGUCCCCUCUAACUGUGUUUUUGCCUCAACGUUUAGGCACUUUUUACUGGGUCUGUUGGCUUCCUAACCUGGAAACAAUUGUCAAUAGUUUCGGUAAGUCACAUAGUAUGUACAUCACUAAAGCAAUGACGCACUCCCGCCCAGAAAAAGCCACACCCUUUGCUUACCUGCAUGCCCGGAUUUUGAGGGGGGGGGGAGGAGUGGGGGACUUUGCCUGAGACAAGGCGUAAAAAAAUACCUGUGGUUCCGGUUUCUGACGGACCCUAUUUUUUCUGCUGACCCUAUUAUUUUUUCAAUGCGAUUGACCGUGUGACCCUAUUUUCUCCGGGUGGUUGCGGGCUGCUGCCAAAAUGGCGUCUGUUGUCACACUAAUUAUUGAAAAAAUCAUGAAAAAAAUAUUAAAAAAAAAAAUUAUUUCCAACUACCGACCCUAAUUUUUUCGCGAUAUGAAACCGCAACCACAGGUAUUUUUUUACGCCUAAUUUUGCACCUCCCCUGAAAAGUCAUACGGAAAGGUCAAGUUUCGCUUCCCCAGCCAUCUACUGCAAAAUACAGCCUUGCUUGCCUGUCUUCUGUCUUUAAAAAGAAGUAUUGAUAUGUUUACUAUCUUGUCUAGAUUGGUAUAUACACAUUUCUUUCCACGGCCUGUGUUGUUGUAAGUCUGGUAGCAACCGUCUUGACUGGUGACUCGGCAGGCUUCCUAAAGACCCUGGUCUACUGUACGGAAGUAAAAUUUGAGCAUGCGUGUCAAUGUUGUGUUACAAAUGCAACAUGCACGCCACCGUACAAGUUUCAGAGUGUUCGAGACUGUAGUAUUGUCAAUGGCUUUCUGAAAGAUAUCAUGUACAGCCUUUGCGUUGCGAAUAUUUUAUGUUGUAUAAUGUCCCUGACAGUUACCCUUGUGGGUUGUACAUUAGGCGCUCAGUAUAGCCGAUACAGUCAGGUAUGAAAACCUAACAUUAUUUUAUGUGAAGCAAAACUAUUUAUUUUAUUCUAUGAAAGAACAGACUAUAAUUUAAUAUACUGGACAAUUAUAAGUAAUAGCAUGGUUAAAUGUACCCGAAAGCCUCGAGAGGUUUAGUAAACUUUUACUAAACCUCUCGAGGCUUGAGGGACAUUUCAUCACUAAUCGACCGUAAUGCCAUGAUAUUACUUUGUAAUAUCAUAGUUGCCGAGGGAAUCGCGUGUGGUGUGUUGCCUGUUUUGAAUGCUGUCUGAUUGUCUUAUGAUUGUGGUACGAACACUUUUCAUAUAUACGCACGCGCAGAAACACAUCUCCGUGUUCAUUCGUUUUAGGCAUGCGCAUAAACGGAAUUUUCUCCCACAAUUGUAAUGUUCAAGAUUAGGGAAUAAAAGCUGGCAAAGUGAUUGUUUGAAUGUGUACGGGACGGUGUCGUCAGAUACUGUCCAUAGUUGUGCCGAUGAUUUUCGAUGAGGUACAGCUCUCCAAUCAGAGGUAAUGAGGUACGCUUUUGUCUUCUAAAUUUCCCUCAUCAAGCAUGCAGGGGAAAAUUAGAAGACAAACAAAUCCUUUGUUUUCAACUAAAUUUCCUGGGGAAAGGAUUUGUCUUCUAAUUUUCCCUUGCAUGCUUGAUGAGGGAAAUUUAGAAGACAAAAGCGUAUGCAUGGGUAAUGAGGUAAAUUAGUGAUUAAUCGUACCUCGCGAGACAAAGGAUUUCGAGGCAACUAUGGUAUUACUCUAUUAAUCCUAAACUGUUCUUAGAGGUCCAGUUAGGGCAUCUCUGAUCGAUAUAGUGUUACUUCAGUGGGAAAGAUAAGCUAAACUAAAUUUUUGUACUUGACAAUAGAUAAUCCCAGCCGUAGACUAAAUUUUGAUCUAGGCAAGAAGAACAAAAUCCAUCGCCACAGCUAGAAAGAGCAUGUUAAAAUUAGUAAAAUUGCAAAGUUUGGCUGCGAAAUGUGGAAAAUAUAGCCCUGCAAAAUUUGCAAAUUUUGUAUUACGCACAGGGAAAAUGCACCACUUUGGGCCCAAAUGUGGUGCAUUUUCCAACACGUAACGCAAACUAAUACAAAAUUUAGUCAUAGCUGGAAUAAUUUAUUGUAUCACAUUCACCUACUGUUGUUCCAGCAUCUUAAAAGACUGAAACUAUAGAAAUGUUUCAUGCUGCAUUCAUUUUAACAAUAUGAAAUUGGUCGAAGACCCGUACUCAGGAAAUAAAAUAACAACAUAAAACGCUCACUGAGUUUCCAGCGAUAUACAUACCCUUUUCUAGAUAUAUACCUAAUAAUAAUAAACGAACGAACGAAUGUAUUCCUUCCACUCGUGAGCUCAUUUACCAUUGUCACAUAUGGUAAAUGUCCAGGCCUUGUGACCAUGGAUGGGCACUUAAAAGGAAAGAAUACACACACACAAAGAUUUAUUCAACCAUUAAGAGAGAACGAUUGAACAACUGCGCAUGAACGAACGUUCAAAGUGAAUGCCUCUUGUUAGCCACCUACAAAAUUAUUAUUAGCAUAACAAUAUGUCUCACACGACAUGAGACAUUAUGCUAAUAAUAAUUUUGUAGGUGGCUAACAAGAGGCAUUCACUUUGAACGUUCGUUCAUGCGCAGUUGUUCAAUCGUUCUCUCUUAAUGGUUGAAUAAAUCUUUGUGUGUGUGUAUUCUUUCCUUUUAAGUGCCCAUCCAUGGUCACAAGGCCUGGACAUUUACCAUAUGUGACAAUGGUAAAUGAGCUCACGAGUGGAAGGAAUACAUUCGUUCGUUCGUUUAUUAUUAUUAGGUAUAUAUCUAGAAAAGGGUAUGUAUAUCGCUGGAAACUCAGUGAGCGUUUUAUGUUGUUGCAUUCCUUUUGUUUAAUAUUAUUAUUUUCAAUUUUUCCCCAUAUUAAAUCACCAUGCAGAAUUGUGCUUUCCGUUGGUCGCACCCUCCCCUGCAACGAGACUAUGACCAUCGCUACAACUGGUCACCAUACCCCACAGACCCCAUCAGCAACCUACCACCAUGGGCACCACCUGUUUAUUACCCUGUACCCAGCACUCCCAGAGGAGCAGGCCAUCAGUGUAGAAGACAACCACCCACGCUGUUUGAUUCAGUCGACUUCCCUCCUCCCUACACAUCACGAGAGCCAUCGAUUGCUGGACGGCGCACAUCCCAAGGUUCCAUAGGCAUGGAGUAUGCCUUAGAUCAUCAUAGGAUUUCGUGGGAUAGACUAGGACCCUCUGUAUUUCGAUUCUUCAGACAAGGAACAGCAAGGACCGUAUCAGAGGAUAGUUUUGAUUAUAUUGAUCAGACGGGGAGGGUCCUAGGCUCUAGCUCGGGGACGAGUGAAGGACUGUUCCAUCAUGACGACACUCAUGGACAAGUUGUUUUCAGAAGAGCUUUGGCCGAGGAUAUUGAAGAUGAAACAUUGAGGCAGUCACAAGGAGCUGUAUCACAUGUCCGUGAAAUGUUACCAUCCAGCUCAACAGAGUCGGAUUCAGAAACACCGCAUGACAAUGUAUUUAUCAGCAGGGAAACAUGUACCAUCAAUUCAGAUGGUUACCAUGGUGACACCCAUCUCGCUAGUGCUGAUGAGCAAGCUGGUGCACGACGACACUCGUGGACACCACAGAUCCGAGCUACACGCUCCAGUAAUGUUCAUAGUGCUCAUGAUGAAAUUUACCAUGCCCAUAUUGCACCAAACGUGAAUCCAUGGGCGCGGUCAAUGUCGGAGAAUGAAGCCCAUGGGAAUGAUAGGAACACAACUUUACCAGUUGCCAAACAGCGAUCCAAUAGUACUCCUUGUUACACAGCAUAUCAUGUGACCAGAGAAUGUAGCAGUGGUAAUAAUGUGACACGUACUACAGAGGAUCAUGGUAGGGUUAGCGCUGAGAUUACCGAAGCAUCAGAAGUUGAUAACCCAACUCCGUCUACAGGCUGUCCUCACGGCAACCGUAGUGUGUUUCGACAUUACACAGAGUCUGGUAAAUCAACACGGUCGAGACCUCGGAAGAAGCGAAGAAGACCGAGAAACAAUCCAGGUCACAUAUUAGAGCAUGACAGUUCAGGAUGUAAGGAUGUUACUACGCAAGCUAGCUCAGCUAUAGACAUCGAGUCAGCUUGCACAGAAUAUAGAGAAACAACAUUGUAAACAAAAACUUUGUUGAGAGGUUGUAUUAGGGCCCCGGGGCAAGAUGAAUUCGGAACCAUUCGCCUUGCGUUCACAUGGGACGCUUGAAGCCGGACGAAUUCCAGCACAGCUAACCAUACGAACUCGAGACCAAAUAAAAUUAGGUUUCGUUUUGUACCGGAAUGGCGGUCUUUUUAAAACCAUUUUGCACGGUAGAGGUUUGGGAUUGAGACCAUCUGCGCACGCGUACGUAAAUACUUCCGGGACUACAAUCGAUCCGAUUCCGUGUGAACACUUUUCGUCUCGUAAUUAAACCGGUUCCGUGUGAACAUGUGGAACCGGACGAAUUUGAGUGCGGUUCCGAAUUCAUUAACUUAGACUAAAAGAUAUUGUAUUCAUUAUAAGAGAUAUUGUACAGUACACACAUUUUGUACCGGGUGCCCCCCCCCCCCAAAAAAAAAAAACCCAAAAAAAAAAAAAAAAAAAAAAAAA